This is a messenger RNA of Dovyalis caffra, 1089 nucleotides long. NCBI's taxonomy places the organism in Eukaryota, Viridiplantae, Streptophyta, Magnoliopsida, Malpighiales, Salicaceae. The record is from the annotation of a GenBank genome assembly.
AUGUUCAAAAAGUUUUCAAGUGAUGAAGUAUCCUCACAAAACCAAGUGAAAGCAUCAGUUCAACGCAAAAUUCGACAGAGCAUAGCUGAUGAGUACCCAGGGCUUGAACCAGUAUUGGAUGAUUUACUGCCAAAGAAAUCUCCUUUAAUUGUUGUUAAAUGUCAAAAUCAUUUGAAUCUGGUGGUGGUGAAUAAUGUGCCAUUGUUUUUCAAUAUAAGGGAUGGACCUUACAUGCCUACACUCCGACUUCUGCAUCAAUAUCCAAACAUAAUGAAAAAAUUGCAAGUUGACAGGGGUGCAAUAAAAUUUGUCCUUGCUGGGGCUAACAUAAUGUGUCCUGGACUGACAUCUCCUGGUGGUGCAUUAGAUGAUGAAGUGGAUGCAGAAACUCCUGUGGCUAUAAUGGCUGAAGGAAAGCAACAUGCCCUUGCUAUUGGCUUUACAAAAAUGUCAGCAAAAGACAUAAAGGCAAUCAACAAGGGAAUUGGUGUGGACAACAUGCAUUAUCUCAACGAUGGUCUUUGGAAGGGGAUAGAUUUGAAACGAGGAGGUAAGUCCAAGAAAACCAAACGUACGGCUCCGAAGUCGGAUGAUAUCUAUCUUAAGCUUCUUGUCAAGUUGUACCGAUUUCUUGUGAGGAGAACUGGGAGCAAGUUCAAUGCUGUGAUAUUGAAGAGGCUGUUUAUGAGCAAGAUUAACAAGCCCCCACUUUCUCUUUCAAGGCUUAUUAGAUACACAAAGGGAAAGGAGGGCAAGAUUGCUGUGGUCGUGGGCACAAUAACUGAUGAUAUUAGAGUUUAUGAGGUGCCCCCAAUGAAGGUCACUGCUUUGAGGUUUACAGAGACAGCUAGGGCCAGGAUUGAGAAGGCAGGAGGAGAGUGCUUGACAUUUGAUCAGCUUGCUUUGAGAGCUCCGCUGGGACAGAACACAGUUCUCCUCAGAGGUCCAAAGAAUGCUCGUGAAGCUGUCAAACAUUUCGGCCCAGCUCCUGGUGUGCCACACAGCCAUACCAAACCAUAUGUGCGCGCAAAGGGAAGGAAGUUUGAGAGAGCCAGAGGAAGGAGGAACAGCAGGGGCUUCAGGGUUUAA